Camellia sinensis is the source of this 1006-nucleotide messenger RNA. Lineage: Eukaryota; Viridiplantae; Streptophyta; Magnoliopsida; Ericales; Theaceae. The record is from RefSeq and is a predicted model, not a curated record.
CUUCUAUACUAUAUUCAUUUCUUUUCAGAUAGCCAUGGAUCCAACUCCAAAGUUGAAAACACUAGGGGCUUCACUAAAGGUGCCUUCUGUUCAAGAAUUGGCCAAGGAACCACACACCACAGUGCCACCUCGGUACGUGCGUCCCCAGAGUGAUCGAGCUCACUUGUCCGUAACAAUAUCAGUUGAUAAUACUACUUGCUUACCGGAAGUCCCGGUAAUCAGCAUGCAGAGGCUUCUUUGUGGAGAUAAUUUGGGGAACUCUUCAGAGCUUGAGAAACUUCGCCAUUCAUGCAAGGGUUGGGGUUUCUUUCAGGUAAUAGAUCAUGGAGUGAGCUCUUCAUUGGUAGAGAAGGUGAAAUUGGAGAUUCAAGAUUUCUUCAAUCUGCCAAUAGAAGAGAAGGACAAGCUUUGGCAACAACCAGAGGAUAUAGAAGGAUUUAAACAAGCCUUUGUUGGGUCCGAGGAACAGAAGCUUGAUUGGGCUGACCUCUUUUACAUGGUCACCCUUCCAACUCACUUGAGAAAACCUCAUUUAUUUCCCAAACUCCCUCUUCCAUUAUGCUGUGUUUGUAGUUGUGGUGAGCGUUAUGAAAUAUCAGAUAGAAGAUCAUUGGCCAGUUUAUCAUGGCCACACACAACUAGGCAGUGGGAAAUCUAUUGUCAUUUUGACUUCCAUGGUAUUUGGCAGAUGGUGACAAAUGGAAUAUACAAGAGCAUAGAGCACAGAGCAACAGUUAACUCCGAGAAAGAGAGACUCUCCGUCGCCACAUUUCUCGGUGCAAAUUUGGAACUAGAUGUGGGUCCGGCUCCCAGCCUCAUCACUUCUCAAACUCCUGCUAUAUUCCGGCGAGUUAAUGUUACCGAUUACUUGAAAGCUUUCCUUGCUUGUGAACUCCGGGGAAAGUCAUGUAUUGAUGUCAUGAGGAUUCAAAAUGAAGAAAAAUUUGAUAUAUGUGGUGUUUGUUUCUACCUGGGCUACUGUGCCUGUUGGUUUGGUGACGGUUAG